Messenger RNA from Desarmillaria tabescens, 1105 nucleotides. RefSeq lists its product as uncharacterized. Lineage: Eukaryota; Fungi; Basidiomycota; Agaricomycetes; Agaricales; Physalacriaceae. The record is from RefSeq and is a predicted model, not a curated record. The coding region runs from base 85 to 915 and encodes 276 amino acids. The transcript has 8 exons.
CAAAGUAGAAGGUUCUCUACGCAUAUAUAACCUGAUGACCAGUUUCGUGUCAGUACUCUCGUUUGCUUUGCAUAAUUAGUAAAAAUGACCUCUCCCAGCACUCCUCGAAGACGACCUCAGCUCGUCCAAAUUACACCACUUGUGCGCCCACCCCGCCGGCCUUCGCUUCCACACGAACCUAUACUAGUACGUCUCGAUGGCAGUGAACCGGGCUUGCAGCCAGGAUUUGAGUUACAACUCGCAAUAUAUGGUACCGAACAAGCUAAUACUCAUCCCCAACAAAUAAGCUUUGAGGUCAACACGCAUGCGAUCCCCGGAGACCCCUACGAAACCCCCUGCUUACACAGUGGAUUCGCUGUCGGAAAUUUCAACAUAACAACCAUCCCAACCAACAUUACUUGCUACUCCGCCUUGUGCGAACGCGACACCAGCGGAUUCGUUCUACACCCAUUUGAUCGCCCAAUGUGGGAGCUGAAGCGGGUCCGUAUUCCUUUCAAGUCUUCCGUUCCUUGUCCUCGCGGAGUGGGCGUAAACAUGACGGAGAUCCUCCGUGGGAACCAUACGUGCUUGAAGACCCCGGGAGAGUACAUCAGGGAUAUGGUGGGGGUUCGGUUCAUCGAUGUCGUUUUUCAUGCUAAUGGUUAUCUCCCGCAAUACAUUCGCACCCCUCUCAAGUGUUGCCAUCAGAGUACCGGUGGGCGGUAUUUCGAUGUUGCGUUCAAUGUCGCGCUCGGGUAUCAGAAGAUUCUGAUGAGAGAAGCGCCGAACAUCAGUUCCUCUCGGACGAACGCUGACUUUCCCGUCGUGAGAAAUGUGGAACAUCUGAAUUUGAUUUCACUGUAUUCGGCGGAUUCGUCGGCCCAGAUAUGGUGGGCAGAAGUCGCUCUGUGUUGUCCGGAAUCUUUUGCUGUGUAAGCGACUCAGUUAUACCGUGUAUUGUCAAGAGGUGGCAGUAGGCGAAACCAUCGCUUCGGUACUAGGUUCAGCGUGACGGGGAAAGUUCAUACUGCGCUAAGCGGUUGACCAAGAGAAGAUCCGAGUACGGGAUAACGUACACUGUAGAUAUACUUUGGUUAGGUGCCCAUGAAUAGUCGUGUACAAGACU